AUUACACGGUAGGUUUUGCUGUCAGUUUUACAACAAUCACGGUUGUGAUUGACGAAUAACCUAUCGUGUAAUGUAGUUAUUGACAGUUGCAUGAAAUUGAUUGACAAAUAUCUGGAUAUUUUGAUUUUUACGUCAAUCAACUAUUCAGUCACGAAUUUUGAUUUAACGUGUAAUGGCAUUUCACCAAUCACGCGUCAGUCAACGCUCAGACAGCAAUGGAGGCGGACGCAGAAUAUAUUGAAGAGGCGGGUUUCACGCGCUCGCGCAGUCCGUCGCCACUCCCGCCAAAUGUGCUUCAGCCAGAAAAAGACUUUAUUUUAAAUUUUGAGGCUCUCCCCGAGUUGUGGGACACGAAAAACCCCGGGUAUACGAAUAAAUAUAAAAGAAAUGAAAACUUGGCGAAGUUGCUACCCAUUUUGAGAAAAAUUAAGAAAGACGCUACCAUAGAUGAUGUGAAGAAAAAAAUUAAUUCAAUCAGAUCCAACUACCGCCGAGAAUUAAAAAAAAUUGUAGCAUCCAAAAGGUCUGGCGCAGGGGCAGACGAUAUUUACAAUCCCAAAAUUUGGUAUUUCCCGUACCUACAUUUUUUAAGAAAAUUGGAACAACCUGUUGCUCUAUUACAAGAAUCCAAUCAGUUAAACCAGGAGCCACUAACAUCAGAAACAGAACAAAUUAAUCAGGAAGGCAGUGAGCAUCAACAAUCAAACCAAAAUAAUGAAGUAAGAUCAUUUUCAUCGAUAUCUGCAGCACCCAAGCCAUAUGUAUCUUCACAAAAAAAGAAAAAACUGAACUACGAAGAGUUGAUAGAUAGGGCAUGUAGAUAUUUGAGUGAACCUUGCAAUACCCAUACUAAUCAAAAUGUAAAUUUAACGAACCCAAUUGCAUUGGAGUGGUCCAACACACUAGAAAGACUAGAUCCCAUACAAAGACUAUAUGCAAAAAAAGCAAUCAAUGACAUUUUAUUCGAAGCAGAGCUUGGUAAUUUAAACAGAGAUUCCGUAAAAACAUUUACUACAUUAACACCACCUCCUCCACCACCGCCCUCAUCCAUGCAAACACCAUCUCCUGCUUCUCUACCGUUGUCUUCACCUCAAGAUACGGCUUCUGUGACCUUCAAUAUUAAUUCGCAACAUUACAGUCCAUAUUCAGAUUCUACAUUAACAUCUCCGCCACCUCCACUAUCGCCCUUAUCACAACAAACACUAACAUCUCCUGCCGCUCAACCCUUGUAUUCACUUCAACACACAACUUCGCAGACGUCACAUCAAAUAUCAUCUCAACAACAUAGCGGACAUACUAUUAGUACUACACCAUAUAAUUUCACAUCUUUGCAAAGAGGCACGCCUUCACAAAUAAUUUUAAAUGCUAACUAUAAUCUAGAUCAACCAUCUCAAAUACCUGCUUCCACUUCAAAGGAAUACAUAUUACAUAUUCCAAAUGAUCCCAAUAUCACACCAUCUCCAUCACGUUAUCAAAAUAAAAGCAAUAACAUAGUUUCACUCUUUUCUCAUUUUAAACCUUAAUUUUUAAAUUAAUUAGGACCUGAGGGUUGACCGCAGUUACUAACAUGAUUAUGAAAAAAUUGUUGUAAUAAUUUUUUUAGUCAUUUACAAAAUGUUUCAUAAUCGUAUUGAGAACCGCGGUCGAACAUCUGUUAAAACAAUUUUGACAUCACAAUAACUUUGUAUGUACUAAAAUAAUUAUUGCCAAGAUUAAAGUGCGACAUAAAUAUAUUG
Parnassius mnemosyne (clouded apollo) is the source of this 1736-nucleotide messenger RNA. NCBI's taxonomy places the organism in Eukaryota, Metazoa, Arthropoda, Insecta, Lepidoptera, Papilionidae. The record is from the annotation of a GenBank genome assembly.